Messenger RNA from Porites evermanni, 675 nucleotides. NCBI's taxonomy places the organism in Eukaryota, Metazoa, Cnidaria, Anthozoa, Scleractinia, Poritidae. The record is from the annotation of a GenBank genome assembly.
AUGAACAGGGUAGAACAGACUGGGCAGAGGGAAUACUGCAGCACAAGUCUUUUCAUAUCACAGGAUGACGAGAGAGGGCAGUGUAACAAUCAAAACCAGAAAAAGAAGCAGAGAAAAAGGCGAAAUUCGUCUCCGUUCUCUUACAUAGAAAUAAUUGCUUAUGCCAUCCUUAGCUCACCCCAAAAGCGCGCCACGUUGUCUGAGAUAUACAGUUUCAUCCAGAACAACUAUCCUAGCUUCACUGAGCAUAGAUUACGCUGGAAGAACACUGUCCGCCACAAUUUGUCUCUUCAUGAAUGCUUUCAGCGAGGAGGGAUCGCAGUGGGGAACGCUGGCUGUUAUUGGCACAUUCACCCCAGUUUUGUGGUAGCAUUUAGCCGCGGAGAUUUUUCAAGGCGUAAAUCGGUGCACAGCAACAAUGCAAUUUUGGGUCUGAAUGGAUGGAGCAGUUUAGCUGAGAACCACAUCGUUAUACAGCGCCCCUGCUUGCAGUGCUACAUUCAUAAGUCAAACCAAGAGCCGUCUUGGUCAAACCCAUCGUUUUCAGUAACCGCACCCAUGGAACCUCUACAGUAUCACUAUGGGAGCUUAACUCCAUCGACUGCGUUUCACUCAUUGCCUUCCUACAUUGGCCUCACUGGCGGAACAAAUGUGUUGCGCAGUGUGGACCUUUAA